AUGGAUCCAGCAUUGUUGAAAGAAAGGGAACUGUUUAAGAAGCGUGCUCUUUCUACUCCUGCUAUUGAGAAACGAAAAGUCUCUUCCUCUUCUAGUUCAUCUAGUUCUAAAAAGAAGAAAUUAAAGCCAGAUCAGGGCAAUUCCUCAAAACAAAGUUCAGAAAAUGCAUCUUUUGCCUAUAGAGCACUUCCAGGGAGUGCUGGAUACAAAUUUGGUGUACUUGCUAAAAUAGUCAACUACAUGAAGACCCGCCACCAGCGAGGAGAUACCCAUCCACUGACGCUGGAUGAAAUUCUAGAUGAGACUAAACUCUUGGAUAUUGGCAUGAGACAAAAACAAUGGUUGAUGACUGAGGCAUUGAUAAGCAACCCAAAAAUUGAUAUAACAGAUGGGAAAUAUGCCUUUAAACCCAAAUACAACUUAAAAGAUAAAAAGGCUCUUCUGAGGCUUUUGGACAAGCAUGAUCAACGAGGUUUGGGAGGAAUCCUCCUGGAAGAUAUAGAGGAAGGCCUACCAAAUGCACAGAAAGCUAUAAAGGUAUUAGGGGAUCAAAUUAUUUUUGUGACAAGACCAGACAAGAAGAAGAUUCUCUUCUAUAAUGACAGAACCUGCCAGUUUACAAUGGAUGAAGAAUUUCAGAAGCUAUGGAGGAGUAUUCCGGUGGAUUCAAUGGAUGAAGAGAAGAUUGAGGAGUAUUUGAAAAAGCAGGGCAUUUCCUCAAUGCAGGAGACAGGACCAAAGAAGGUGGUAUGUGUUCAGAAAAGGAAAAAACCUGCUUCUCAGAGAAGAAAAUUCAAGACACGCAAUGACCAUCUGGCAGGAAUACUGGAGGACUAUACUGAAGGAGUAUCUAGCAAAGACUAAUGACCCUGAACAAGGAAGUAGGAGGAGGAUUGACUGAUUCAUCAAAAGAAAUCCUGCAGUUGAUGUACAGCACUGGAAUACUGAGCACAACUUUUCUUAUGGUUACUUAUGCUUUCUGUAAUGGCUGAUUUAAAGAUUGUAAUUCUGGUUUUGCACAAUUUCAGUCAUUAACCAAUAGGAGUAAGGCAACAAAUUGUGGUUUUCUUUUUUGAUGGGUUUUUUGCUCAGUAAAAUGUGAUGUCUGUAUUAUAUAUUCACAACAUUUUCUUUUUUAAGUUCUAGAGUGGUUCUAGCAAUGUUAUACAAUAAAGAGUAAACAAGA
Molecule: messenger RNA, 1186 nt
Organism: Rhincodon typus (whale shark)
Lineage: Eukaryota; Metazoa; Chordata; Chondrichthyes; Orectolobiformes; Rhincodontidae
Gene: gtf2e2
Product: general transcription factor IIE, polypeptide 2, beta
Exons: 7
Coding region: 1-864 (287 amino acids)
Biological process (GO): transcription initiation at RNA polymerase II promoter
Cellular component (GO): transcription factor TFIIE complex
Source: RefSeq, a predicted model, not a curated record